This is a messenger RNA of Poecilia latipinna (sailfin molly), 1283 nucleotides long. RefSeq names its product BLOC-1 related complex subunit 7 (gene borcs7). The record is from RefSeq and is a predicted model, not a curated record. The coding region runs from base 60 to 371 and encodes 103 amino acids. Gene Ontology annotation, cellular component: BORC complex. NCBI's taxonomy places the organism in Eukaryota, Metazoa, Chordata, Actinopteri, Cyprinodontiformes, Poeciliidae. The transcript is spliced from 5 exons.
GUUACUUCUCAAUUAAGGACCUCUCCGGUUGCCGUUGUUUUUUUUGUGUAACAAGGAAAAUGGCGUCAGCUGAUUCUCAGCCGCGGUUCGGCCAAUCUGUUAAAGGAUUAUUAUCCGACAAGGUGGGCUCCUGUAGCGGGGACGUGAUUGCGUUGACCCGCCAGGUGCUGAAAGGAUCCCGCAGCCAAGAGCUUCUUGGCCAAGCAGCAAGGAAUAUGGUGAUCCAAGAGGAUGCCAUUCUGCACUCUGAAGAUAGUCUGAGAAAAAUGUCCAUCAUAACAACUCAUCUACAAUACCAACAGGAGGCCAUCCAGAAGAAUGUGGAGCACUCAAAGAACCUGCAGGACCAGCUGACGCAUCUGCUGAAGUGAUGCAGGAUGACAACACGCCGCCGUCACAGGGGUUAAUGUAAUGGUGCUCCCAGAGGCCCCCUGCUGGCCUGUGUGAUCAUCACCUCAGCUUUUGCUGCUGCAGUGCAGACAGUGGGCACUAUAACUGGCUCUUCGGUUGCUUAUGUGUCACAUUCAUGUUUGAUCAGUUGGCUUUUUGGCAGGUUUUGGAUGAAUUGCACAGCUGGACUGGUUACAUGUGUUUGGUGUGUUUGAUAUUUUUAAAUGAAAGAAGUCAAGUGUUUUUGUGGAGCUUCAUUCAGUGGAUGAGAAGGACAGGAUUAGUCACUUCAGAUGGUAUAGAAAGCAGUUCUUCAGGAUGCCACUGGAGUCUGGACACAGAUUUUGAUUCAGUUCAGUUUAUUUAUGCAGCGCUAGUUUACAACACAUUAUCUGGAGGCACGUUAUAUAAAAUGUAAUUUUGAUCCUAGUCAAAUCCUGUCAAAUAGUGCAACGAGUUCAGUCCCUUAUCGGACUAGUUUAAACCCAGCAGCAGGUUGGAUGGAGUCAUUGACUUGCAGCACUCACUCCUCCCCCGUCUACUGGGGGGAGCACACACUGUCAUUGACUUUUACAACAUGCAUGUAGCGACAGUGGAGAGAAAAAAAAACCCUUUUUAACAGGAAUAAACCUUCAGAGGAACCUGGCUCACUAUGAGACACCAUUUCCCACAACGACUGGUGGUUUGAGAAGACAGAGCAGAGACACAAAACAGAAAUGACUCAUUUACUUUGAUGAAAAGUAAAAAGAGUCUGAUUAGCUGAUGGUCGUUUUAUUUCAACUCUAUGUCCUCCUCCAGGAAGGAAUCACAGCCGCAGAGAAUGCCAAACCACAUGUAGCCGGUUUGGCCACAUCAGUUAAAAUAACAGCAAAUAAUGCAAAUUGGAGCGUUUA